AUGGGGCGGAGAUCCACGUCAUCCACCAAAAGUGGAAAAUUUAUGAACCCUACAGACCAAGCCAGAAAAGAAGCUCGGAAAAGAGAAUUAAAGAAGAACAAAAAACAGCGCAUGAUGGUACGAGCUGCAGUUUUAAAGAUGAAGGAUCCCAAACAAAUUAUCCGGGACAUGGAAAAAUUGGAUGAAAUGGAGUUUAACCCAGUGCAGCAGCCACAGUUAAAUGAGAAAGUGCUGAAAGACAAGCGUAAAAAGCUACGUGAAACAUUUGAACGUAUUCUACGACUCUAUGAGAAAGAGAAUCCAGAUAUUUACAAAGAAUUGAGAAAGCUAGAAGUAGAAUAUGAACAGAAGAGGGCUCAACUUAGCCAAUAUUUUGAUGCUGUCAAGAAUGCCCAGCAUGUGGAAGUGGAGAGUAUUCCUCUGCCAGAUAUGCCGCAUGCUCCUUCCAACAUCUUGAUCCAGGACAUUCCACUUCCUGGGGCCCAGCCACCCUCCAUCCUUAAGAAGACCUCAGCCUAUGGACCUCCAACUCGGGCAGUUUCUAUACUUCCUCUUCUUGGACAUGGCGUUCCACGUUUGCCCCCUGGCAGGAAACCUCCAGGUCCUCCCCCGGGCCCACCUCCUCCUCAAGUCUUACAAAUGUAUGGCCGCAAAGUGGGCUUUGCCCUAGAUCUUCCCGCUCGUAGGCGAGAUGAAGACAUGUUAUAUAGUCCUGAACUUGCUCAGCGGGGUCAUGACGAUGAUGUUUCUAGCACCAGUGAAGAUGAUGGCUAUCCUGAAGACAUGGACCAGGAUAAGCAUGACGACAGUACUGAUGACAGCGACAGUGACAGAUCAGAUGGAGAAAGUGAAGGGGAUGAAUUUGUACACCGUGAUGACACUGAGAGAGAAAACAAUGAAGAAAAAAAAUCAGGUCUGAGUGUACGGUUUGCAGAUAUGCCUGGAAAAUCUAGAAAGAAGAAGAAGAAGAACAUGAAGGAGCUGACUCCUCUCCAAGCCAUGAUGCUUCGAAUGGCAGGGCAGGAAAUCCCCGAGGAGGGCCGAGAAGUCGAGGAGUUUUCAGAGGACGACGACGAAGAGUCGGAUGAUUCCGAAGCAGAGAAGCAGUCACAGAAGCAGCACAAGGAGGAGUCUCUCUCUGAUGGCACGUCUGCAGCUUCCCAGCAGCAAGCCCCUCCACAGUCAGUUCCUCCGUCUCAGAUACAAGCACCCCCCAUGCCAGGACCACCUCCGCUUGGACCGCCACCUGCUCCACCUUUACGGCCACCUGGACCACCUACAGGCCUUCCUCCUGGACCACCUCCAGGAGCUCCUCCGUUCCUGAGACCACCUGGAAUGCCAGGGCUCCGAGGGCCUCUACCCCGACUUUUACCUCCAGGCCCGCCACCAGGCCGGCCGCCUGGCCCUCCUCCAGGCCCACCUCCAGGUCUGCCUCCUGGCCCUCCUCCUCGGGGACCCCCACCACGGCUACCUCCCCCAGCACCUCCAGGUAUCCCUCCACCCCGUCCUGGCAUGAUGCGCCCACCUCUGGUGCCUCCUCUUGGACCUGCCCCACCUGGGCUCUUCCCACCAGCUCCCUUACCCAACCCGGGGGUUCUGAGUGCUCCCCCCAACUUGAUCCAGCGACCUAAGGCGGAUGACACAAGCGCAGCCACCAUCGAGAAGAAAGCUACGGCAACCAUCAGUGCCAAGCCACAGAUCACUAAUCCCAAGGCAGAGAUCACACGAUUCGUGCCCACCGCACUGCGGGUGCGUCGAGAGAAUAAAGGGGCUGCUGCUGCUCCCCAGAGAAAGUCAGAGGAUGAUUCUGCUGUGCCUCUUGCCAAAACAGCACCCAAAUCUGGCCCAUCUGUUCCUGUGUCGGUGCAGACUAAGGACGAUGUCUAUGAGGCUUUCAUGAAAGAGAUGGAAGGGCUGCUGUGA
Messenger RNA from Rangifer tarandus platyrhynchus (Svalbard reindeer), 1923 nucleotides. The record is from the annotation of a GenBank genome assembly. Lineage: Eukaryota; Metazoa; Chordata; Mammalia; Artiodactyla; Cervidae.